AUGAGGCUUACUCUCACUGAUUUGAAUGCACAGAUUACUCUCGUGGAUUUGCUGCAAUAUCCUUUGGAUGCAGCAUCCAAUCAACAGGCCUCACUGUGGUUCCCAGAUGCGUUUGCAUAUGUCAAUGUGGAUCUGGGUGCGGAGUAUCAGAGUCUGGUCUCUACGUGGAUUGAUCUCGAGCGAACAACCCAAUGGAGGACAAAUGCGAAGGUGCGGCUCCCCACCGUCAACCGCCCGUCACUGCUAGCCGAGUGGGUAGACAAGAAACGGUACAAAUGCAAGGCAAACGAACCGAAUAUCGAGGAUUGUGGUAUUGAAUUUGCUGAGAACGUGAAAACUUGGUGGACUUCUUUCCAGCCAGCGUGGAGACAGAGUCCGACAGGAGAGAGACCGUCUCUGCUACAUAUAAGGUCUGAUGAAUGGAAGUCUAUCGAUAAGUUCGGAUUGAAUGGUUGGUUCGGAAUCAUUGUAUGUUUGAAAUGGUGGGGCUUAAAUUUACAAUAUCGAUCGGUCGAAGACAAUACUCAAGGAAAGGGUGAUUGGUUAAAAAUUGUCGGAGAUGUUUGCCAUGUCAUGAAAGCCUUAGUAGAACAUCGUCGCGACGCCGGGUCGAAUUGA
Molecule: messenger RNA, 618 nt
Organism: Lentinula edodes (shiitake mushroom)
Lineage: Eukaryota; Fungi; Basidiomycota; Agaricomycetes; Agaricales; Omphalotaceae
Exons: 1
Coding region: 1-618 (205 amino acids)
Source: RefSeq, a predicted model, not a curated record